AUGCACAUUCAAAGGUACUUUUUGCCGGACUUGGUGUGGGACAAAGGACAUAUAUGUGCAUUGCUUGUUUCCUCUGGAAGUGGGGAUCUUACAAACCCUCACCACACAUCGCCCCCUCUGCUAAGCACCUGGAUGAUAGCAGCUGAAGAAUUUCGAGAACAAUGCCAACAAGAGCUGUUACCCUUGAUAAAUCGCUGGCAUAUGUGCCAGCAGGCUUGCUGGAGUCAGACUCUGCAUUGCCUUGAUCUUGUGCUGUUCCUUUGCAAAGGGCGGCGCAGAGCGCCGCCCUUUGCGAAGUUGGACGUUCGAAUCAGCUAUAACCAAGUAUAUCGCACACCACAACUGCAAUUUCGUUUUUGGGAAUUAGACACAAGUACCGCAGAGUUUGAAUCAUGGCGACUACGUUUCAAAGAUCUCUCGGAGAUUCCCCUGUUUAAUAGGGCUAGUUUCUCGAUAACUUUAGGACAAACCAUCCAUGGAAACCGCACGGAGGCCUGGUAUCUCGUAAACGCCUGUGACACAGAGGAUAACGUGGGCCCAGAACCAGUACACUACAUGCACAGAUGGUUUUCCCGCUAUGGAACGCUCUUUGACGACCAGUUAGGCGUCCUCUUUGUUGCUUCUCUUUAA
Eremothecium cymbalariae DBVPG#7215 is the source of this 630-nucleotide messenger RNA. It is a transcript of the gene ATG10, whose product is annotated as E2-like conjugating enzyme. The transcript has a single exon. Lineage: Eukaryota; Fungi; Ascomycota; Saccharomycetes; Saccharomycetales; Saccharomycetaceae. The coding region runs from base 1 to 630 and encodes 209 amino acids. Gene Ontology annotation, molecular function: ubiquitin-like protein transferase activity. The record is from RefSeq and is a predicted model, not a curated record.